CCUGGUCAUGUCAGGAUGGACGUCCGGCAGCACGAGUGGCUCCCGGCUCCCCCGCACGACGGCUUCGAGCAGAUGAGGCUGAAAAGCCGCCCCAGGGAGACCUCGCCGAGCCUGGCUCGAGCGGGCGCGAACUUCUACGGCGGCGUCAAGCAGCAGGACUACAGCGCCAGCGUCUGGCUGCGACGGAAGGACAAACUGGAGCACUCCCAGCAGAAGUGUAUAGUGAUCUUUGCCCUGGUGUGCUGCUCUGCUGUUCUCAUUGCAUUGAUAUUUUCAGCAGUGGACAUCAUGGGAGAAGAUGAGGAUGGACUCUCAGAAAAAAAUUGUCAGAAUAAAUGUCGAAUUGCCCUGGUUGAAAAUAUUCCUGAAGGCCUUAACUAUUCAGAAAAUGCACCAUCUCACUUGCCACUUUUCCAAGGCUGGAUGAAUUUACUCAGCAUGGCCAAGAAAUCUGUUGAAAUAGUGUCUUCCCAUUGGGAUCUCAACCACAGUCAUCCAUCAGCAUGUCAGGGUCAGCGUCUUUUUGAAAAGUUGCUUCAACUGACCUCGAAAAACAUUGAAAUCAAGCUAGUGAGUGACGUAACAGCUGAUUCAAAGGUAUUAGAAGCCUUAAAAUUAAAGGGAGCUGAGGUGACCUACAUGAACAUGACCGCCUACAACAAAGGCAGGCUGCAGUCCUCCUUCUGGAUUGUGGACAAACAGCAUAUUUAUAUCGGCAGUGCCAGUUUGGACUGGCAAUCCCUGGGACAGAUGAAAGAACUUGGUGUCAUCUUCUACAACUGCAGCUGCCUGGUCCUAGAUUUACAGAGGAUAUUUGCUUUAUAUAGUUCAUUAAAAUUCAAAAGCAGAGUACCUCAGACUUGGUCCAAGAGGCUCUAUGGAGUCUAUGACAAUGAAAGGAAAUUGCAACUUCAGCUGAAUGAAACAAAAUCUCAAGCAUUUGUGUCGAAUUCUCCAAAACUUUUUUGCCCUAAAAAUAGAAGCUUUGACAUAGAUGCUAUCUACAGUGUGAUUGAUGAUGCCAAACAGUACGUGUACAUCGCUGUCAUGGAUUACCUUCCCAUCUCCAGCACAAGCACCAAAAGAAAAUAUUGGCCAGACUUGGAUGGGAAAAUAAGAGAAGCAUUACUCUUGCGAAGUGUUAAAGUUCGACUCCUUAUAAGCUUUUGGAAAAAAACGGAUCCCCUUACAUUUAGUUUUAUUUCAUCUCUUAAAGCUAUUUGCACUGAAAUAGCCAAUUGCAGUUUGAAAGUUAAAUAUUUUGAUCUGGAGAGAGAAAAUGGCUGUGUCACAAAAGAGCCAAAGAAUCACACUUUUCCUAAGUUAAAUCGCAACAAAUACAUGGUGACAGAUGGUGCAGCUUAUAUUGGAAAUUUUGACUGGGUAGGAAAUGAUUUUACCAAGAAUGCUGGCACGGGCCUUGUUAUCAACCAGGUAGAUGUGAGAAAUGACACAAGCAUCAUUAAGCAACUUAAAGACGUGUUUGAGAGGGAUUGGUACUCACCCUAUGCCAGCAACUUACAGCCAACCAAACAACCAAAUUGCUCAAGCUUGUUCAAAUUCAAACCACACUCAGACAAAUCUACAAGUAGAAAAGAGCUUACAAGAGUUUAUCAUGGGUGAACAAGCUAACAGGGCAGACUCUAAUUUAUAUUAAUAAAAAAGGACUCAAGAAAAAUAUGUUUAAUACGUCUUUUUUAGGAAUAAAGCACACUUACAAAAUAUUCUCUGAAUGACAUAUAAUA
This is a messenger RNA of Suncus etruscus (white-toothed pygmy shrew), 1745 nucleotides long. It is a transcript of the gene PLD5, whose product is annotated as phospholipase D family member 5. The coding region runs from base 16 to 1623 and encodes 535 amino acids. The transcript is spliced from 10 exons. NCBI's taxonomy places the organism in Eukaryota, Metazoa, Chordata, Mammalia, Eulipotyphla, Soricidae. The record is from RefSeq and is a predicted model, not a curated record. Gene Ontology annotation, molecular function: catalytic activity.